This is a messenger RNA of Prinia subflava (tawny-flanked prinia), 3985 nucleotides long. It is a transcript of the gene RUNX3, whose product is annotated as RUNX family transcription factor 3. Lineage: Eukaryota; Metazoa; Chordata; Aves; Passeriformes; Cisticolidae. The coding region runs from base 1 to 1212 and encodes 403 amino acids. The record is from RefSeq and is a predicted model, not a curated record. Gene Ontology annotation, biological process: hemopoiesis; neuron differentiation; chondrocyte differentiation. The transcript has 5 exons. Gene Ontology annotation, cellular component: nucleus. Gene Ontology annotation, molecular function: DNA-binding transcription factor activity, RNA polymerase II-specific; ATP binding; RNA polymerase II cis-regulatory region sequence-specific DNA binding.
AUGCGUAUUCCCGUAGACCCGAGCACCAGCAGGCGCUUUACCCCUCCGUCCACGGCCUUCCCCUGCGGUAAGAUGGGCGAGAACAGCGCGGCGCUGGCGGCGCCCGCGCCCGGCGCCCGCGCCCGCCCCGAGGUGCGCUCCGUCGUGGAUGUCCUGGCCGACCACGCCGGAGAGCUGGUGCGCACCGACAGCCCCAACUUCUUGUGCUCGGUGCUGCCGUCGCACUGGAGGUGCAACAAGACGCUGCCCGUCGCCUUCAAGGUCGUGGCGCUCGGAGAUGUCCCCGACGGGACCGUGGUCACGGUGAUGGCGGGGAACGACGAGAAUUACUCGGCGGAGCUGCGCAACGCCUCUGCCGUGAUGAAAAACCAAGUGGCGAGAUUCAACGACCUCCGAUUUGUUGGGAGAAGCGGCAGGGGGAAAAGCUUCACGCUGACCAUCACCGUGUUCACCAACCCCACCCAAGUGGCCACCUACCACCGAGCCAUCAAAGUCACCGUGGACGGACCGCGGGAGCCCCGCAGGCACAGACAAAAGCUGGAAGACCAAGCCAAACCCUUCACCGACCGCUACGGAGAGCUGGAACGGCUGCGCCAGUCCAUGAGAGUCACCCCGACAACUCCCAACCCCCGAGGAUCCCUCAGCACCCCCAGCCACUUCGGCUCCCAGGCUCAAACUCCAAUCCAAGGCACGUCAGAGCUGAGCCCCUUCUCGGACCCGCGGCAGUUCGAGCGCUCCUUCCCGACGCUGCCGGCGCUGACGGAGACGCGCUUCUCCGACCCGCGCAUGCACUACCCCGGCGCCAUGUCCGCCGCCUUCCCCUACACGGCCACGCCGUCGGCCACCGGCAUCGGCGGCAUCAGCAUGACCAGCAUGCCCACGGCCACCCGCUUCCACCACACCUACCUGCCGCCGCCCUACCCCAGCUCCACGCAGAACCAGAGCGGGCCCUUCCAGGCCAACCCCUCUCCCUACCACUUGUACUACGGGACGUCCUCGGGCUCCUACCAGUUCUCCAUGGUGGCGGGAGGCGAGCGCUCGCCCACCCGCAUGCUGUCGUCCUGCACGAGCGCCUCGGCGGGGAACAGCCUGAUGAACGCCGGCCUGGGCGCGCAGAGCGACGGCGUGGACGCGGACGGCAGCCACAGCAACUCGCCCACGGCCAUGAGCACCACGGGCAGGAUGGAUGAGUCCGUCUGGAGGCCCUACUGAGGAGGAGCUUUAACUUCAUCAUCACUCCUUUUGGGAGCCACCAAAGUGAUGCCAAGGGAAAAGGUAAACCAAAGUCUUCCAACCCAAAGCAAAGGAUCCUCUGCAUGCAAACAUCAAGCGAAGAUGGACCGAGACCUUCGUUACAUUUCAAGGUGAACACCCACGAGGCUUGAAUGUGUCGCUUGAUGUGGUUCCUUCCGUAUGUUUUAGGUAUGUGGAUUGUACAUAGGGAAAAAAAUCCCCCAAGGACGUGUGGAAUCAGAUGUUUGGUACUUGCAGAACACUUCUCGUUCAUCUCACUCGCACCUCUUCCCCACACAAAGCAUUCAGAGGAGAAUCUCACCCUUCCUCUGCAAAAUGGUUCAGAGAAAACACCAGGGAUUCAUCCGAGCCAUCUCUCUUCCAAUGCAGGAGGACAGAACUUUAAAAAAAAAAGGAGAAAAAAGAAAAAACCCACUGUCUCCUGUCCUUCCCUCCCCGCUGGUGAAGGGUCCCUGAGCACCAAAGAGCAGUGGGGUUUGCAGCACAGCCGGGGGCACUGGGGCUCAGUCAGCCACGUGAACAAGAGCUGUGAUGUGAUUAUUGUUAUUAUUUGUUGACGACAGAAGUUGUAUUGUUCAUUUUGAUGUCAUUGUCGUCAUUUCUCAAUCAGUAACGUGGCUGACCCCGGGCCUGGCUGACCUCUCCCCUCCAUGUUUACACACAAGAUGUACUUUUUAUCAUGUUUUGUUUUGUUUGUUUGCUCUCUUGUCCUGACCUCACCAUUCAGCUCUUUGCUCCCCUUAGCAAACCUCAGUGAUGGUGGCUGAAGUGAAGGCAGCGUUCAGGACAAUCUGAGAUGUUUGAGAUGCACUUCCCAGGGGCUCAGGAGCCUUUGGCACGGCCUUGCCACCGUUCUCCAGGUGUUCCUUCUGUCCCCUCUGUGUGGCAACACUCCCAGCUGGUGGCAAAGCACCACGAUUCUGUUCUGGUCCUUUCCCAUGUUCUCACCCACAGAGGACUAACACAAUUCCUUAUUUUGACUCCCAUGUGUCAGCUCAUCCUGAAAGCUCUGGAGAAAGGAGCAGUUUCUACUCCUGGUGGUGGGAAUGCUGUGGAUUGAUGCUGUGCAGCCUUUUCCAUCCCCUCACCCUCCUGUCCUUCCCCCAGGUGACCCCGAGCACGGGGGUCUUGCUGUAGGGGAAUAAGCUCAAGAAGGGGCACUCAAGGUGGCAGUGGCAUCAGGGGGCAUUUGCAGGACCCAGCUCUGCCAAGCACCCACACCCUCACAGCUGGCACCAAAGGGACUCAACCCAACAGGGCCAUGGGGGGCUGCAGGGGCUGGGGGCUCCUCCAAGGCUUGGCUCUGAUGCACAGCACGGGGUUUGUCCCCUCUUGCAGGCCAGCUGUGCUCUGUGCUGGCAGGGGAACUGGGGCUGGAUUCAGGAUUCCUGGUGCUGGCAGGGCUGGGAGGGCACAGAGAGAUUCCUGGGGAUCCAUAACCGCGGUGCCCACUGCCCUGCAGAGCCAAGAGGACAGACCCAGCCCCAGUGCCACCAGUACCCACACCUUUCUUUUUCCAUUUCUCCCAUAAAAACAAGAAAAUCAAACCCCCAGAGCUGCCUCAGCCACACCGUCCCAGCCUUGUCCCCUGUCCCCAGCUCCCAGCUGGCAGCCGGUCACGCCCAGCACAGAGCGCUGGAAUUGCACUACCACAGCAAGGCUGUCCUGGGGAGCUGCCAUGACCACUCACAGUUCCAUAAGCAGCGAAGAACAACUCUUUUCAAUAAUAAUGGUAAUAAUAAUGAUAAUAAUAUUUUUUUUAAAAAGCCUUACCCCAGCAAAACUGCAACCUCCACUUGCCUUAGCGCCGGCGCUCGCCGGCUCUGGAGCUGGACAGGGCAGCCUGUGUUGUGAUGCCUUUUUGCAUUUGUCAUCCCGUCCCACUGGUUGAAAGCACAAAGGAAACAAGGCAUUCGUAGUUGUAGGUUAAUUUAAGACUGUUUGUAGUGAGUUUUAAAAGAGAAAAUAAUGAAAAGAAUGGCAGCAAUGUUGUUUUUAUGACAUAUUGUCAUGUGAAGGUGUAAAUAGAUGCACCUCUGUUGUAUGCAAAUGGUCACGAGACAGGCCAAUGAUUUUUGCUUUGCACUAUAAUUUGCUUUUUUUAAAAAAGAAAAAAUGCACAAUCGCUUGUACAUUAAAGCCCCUUUGUCUGGCUCACAGAAUAUUUAACUAUAAAAUCUAAUUUUUGGUCUUAUUUGUUAUAAUAAUAUAAUUCUUAAAUGUGUUGAAGGAUACGAUUCUUAAUAAUGCUUCUAAUACUUGUAUGUGCAGGGUAAAAGAACACCAGACUAAGGAGAUGAGAUCAGAGAUCUUUGUAGAUAAAGAAGGCUAAAGUUCUUGGGUUUUUUAAUGGUGUCUUAUGAUGGACAUUAAAAAAAAUGCUAGUGAUACCAAAAAAUGUGGUUAUUUGUGUGAUACCCCAGCCCUACUUGAAGGUAAUGCCCUAUAUUUAAUAUGUAGCCCGAUUUUUAAGCUGUAGCACUUGUCACUGGGGAGGGAGAGGGGUGGGGAGAGGAAGAGGAGGGUCUGCUCCUGCAGAAGUCAUUGGGGAAGCUGUGGCUGGAGGAGUCUCCCGGCUCUGGUUUCCCUGGAACAGCCGGGGCUGGCGUGGGGACAGAGCCGCGGCUGGGGGACACUUCUGCUUUUCUGGUAUGGGGUCAUUUCUGCUCCGCUGGCCUGGGGCCGCCUGUAAUCCUGUCAAUGCCAUGUGGAACAAUAAACAAAUGAUUGU